AUGCAGGACUGCCGCCUACUGAAGCCUAUACAGUUUUAUCCCCUGAAAUUCCUAAUUGGAAAGAGCAAUAAACUUAGAAAGGACUCCAUAAUAAGGAAUUCAUUAUCGGGGCAGGGAAAAAUCACAGACAAUGGAGAAAAAAGGGGAACCUUCUCGGUUUCCACCUUUUUCAAUACAGUUCUUUGGGUGUUCGUCCUUUCUUUGUUCUACAUAUUGAUACAGAAUGUACAUUGCCCAGGGUGGCCAGGGCACAGUUAUGGUAAAUUCACAAGUCUAUGGAAUGGUAGGAGGUGGAGAAAUCUGUCUGGGCGAAUUCCAUCUCAUGUGAAAGGAUUCAGGAGACUCUAUUUAACGGAGGAAGGAGAAAAAGUCAUUCAGGAGAAAAAAUGCAGUGUCAAAGAUAAGGAUCUGUCAUCACAAAUUCGGAGAAUGUAUGAGAACAUAGAAAUAAAUUUCCCGGAGAAGUACAAACAUAUGUUAACUGAAAGAGAGAAAAAAAGAUGUGUCGAGAAUGUAAUGCUUUUUAAGAAUGAUAAUUCGCAAGAAAUGACUGAUGAAGAAUUGAACGAAAGGAUUGGUAAAUUAAAAGGACCUGUAGAUAGCGCGACAAUGCUUUAUGUGUGGCAUUAUGUUUACGACCAUGAAAGGAAAAAGUGUACUUACAUGGUGGAGGACAUGCGAAGAGUAUGUAGAGUAUUAGCUGAAUAUUACAAUGUUCCCUGGGAGUAUGAAAUUGAAAAAUAUAAGUACGUUCUCGAUAAAAUGACAAAGAUGUUAUUAAAAAGAGAAAAAUUUGAAAUAAAGAAUAUCAAGAUGUUUGCUACUGAUGAGCCCAUAUGUGCGAGGUGGGAAUUUCAGAGAUACCUAAAACUUAAACAGAGAUCGUGGGCCGAUUUCACUCACCAUAUGUGGAGGAAGUGCACGAAAAAGCUGGAACACUCAUUUAGGAACUAUAAAAACAUGGAAACGUUUUGGAUGUGA
This is a messenger RNA of Plasmodium knowlesi strain H, 981 nucleotides long. RefSeq names its product Plasmodium exported protein (PHIST), unknown function. Bases 1 to 981 code for a protein of 326 amino acids. The record is from RefSeq and is a predicted model, not a curated record. Lineage: Eukaryota; Apicomplexa; Aconoidasida; Haemosporida; Plasmodiidae. The transcript has 2 exons.